UUAACUGCUAGUCAACUGCUAGCGGUAUUGUUUAUCCUUUUCGUUGAAGAGUAAUACUCGUCUGUAGCCUCUUGAUAUAUAGCUCUCUCGAUCGAAUUCAGGUUCAAGUGCCUGUACUAUCACAUACUACUACGACCGGCAUGUCAUUGCAUCGCAUAUUUCCUGUACAGACACCAGAUUAUCUACUUUCCUGCCAAUUUUCAUCAUGGUAUCCAACAUUUUCCUCCAUCAGUAUCAAAAGCACUAUAAUCCGUCCAUUGGAUCAACCAUUCAGGGAAUAUCUCGACUCGGAUGGCAUUUUCGUACCAGAAGGCUCGGAAAAUCCUCCCGCAGAAAGCUCUCUUUCGGAUCAAGAAGAUGAGGACGACAACGAAGAUGACGCUUGCAGUCGGACGAACUUCUCCUUCCCCGAUCUAGAUGAGCGGAUAAGACAAGUCAUCAAAGAAUACGGCGCAGUCUUCCCUAAGCUCAAUUUUUCUUCACCAAAGGAUGCAUCAUGGGUGCUACCACCAUCCUCGCCUCUCAAAUGCACAUCUCCAUCAGAUGUCUACAUCCUACUCAAAUCCUCAGACUUCAUAUCACACGAUCUAAGUAUCGACACGGUGUUUGAGGGAUGCCAAUACGAUCCCUCGAAUCCGCCGUCGUAUCAACUCGAGCUUUUCAGGUGUUUCGUCCGUGAAGGCCGUCUCGUAGGGAUAUCACAACGCGAUACGAAUUUCUACGACUUCAUGAACGAGCCCCAAACACAAAAACAAGAUCGUAGAGACGCUUCAGCUCCAAAUGGCUAUGGGCAACAAGACUACAUCUUUGAUGUGUUGAUGACGCGUGAUCUGUCUCGGGGACAUGUCCUAGACUUCAACCCAUACGCACCCCGGACAGAUCCCCUCCUAUUCACGUACGAAGAGCUCUUGUCGGUCUUCACACGUGGGCUGAGCGUACCCGAGCUCCGUAUCAUUGACUCACCUUUACAUCCGGUCGCAUCGCGCAACGCACCAGCUCACCAGCACAACAUGUUGCCAAUCGAAGCCCUCACGCUGAGUAGCGGUCGGGACAUCAACGACUUCUCAGAUUUGUGGAAGAAAGAGAUUCAGCAGUCCAUGAAUGAUGACGAUUAA
Suillus subalutaceus is the source of this 1115-nucleotide messenger RNA. Its product is annotated as D123-domain-containing protein. NCBI's taxonomy places the organism in Eukaryota, Fungi, Basidiomycota, Agaricomycetes, Boletales, Suillaceae. The transcript is spliced from 7 exons. The record is from RefSeq and is a predicted model, not a curated record. Gene Ontology annotation, cellular component: cytoplasm. Bases 141 to 1115 code for a protein of 324 amino acids.